AAGACAACGCACACACCUAUGGUAUGCUAGCUCAUCAGAAGAUAAACACAACUUUAAAGUUCGAUUAAAUGUUUAUACGUUAUCCCAGCGCCACAAAUGAAAAAUAAGGAGUCCAUUUCUAGUAAAGUGUCGGCGAGCGUACAAAGUGAGUCUGGCCUCACGUUGCGUUUAACUACCGUUAGCUACCUGUCACCAGUCUCAAUAUUCAAACGAGUGUUAGCUUAAAAUGUCCAUUCGGUUCAUUUACUCCACAGGACGGUCAUUUGUAGCUUAUGGCUUUCGAGAAUUCAUCAUGACUGGCUAGUCUAAACAACUUUGCAGGGUAAAAGGGCCAUUUUGAAGGACGUAUCACGACGGGGGAUUUGCUUGACACAUAAUGUCCAAAGCCCAGCUCAAGAAAAAGGAGUCCACUUCCAGCAAAAUAUCCGACGUGCCAGUAGAAGUAUGUUCAGCACCCACCAUAUCCGUGGAUAGCCUGGAGGAUGUGUGGCCCGAGUGGAAUGACGGGGAUGUCUACAGGGAGAAAUGGGACUCGGGAAAAGCACCAGAAGAUUCAAAGAAGCCUCCCCCUCCAAAUUUACAGCUGUUCUUUGAGGAUCCAGAGGGGAAAAUUAGCCUUCCGGCAUCUUUGAAUGUGCAAUACUGGAGGCGCCCUACAGAGUUUCUCUGCAGCAUGGUGCCCACAGUUGUUGAGAACACACAUAGCUUUGACCUGGUGACCUCCAACCACCAUCUACUUGGCAGUGAGCUGAUGAGGUGGAUGAUCAGUGAGAUCUACAUCGUUUGGAAAGUCUUCCACGACCCCGAAGCUUCAGAGCAGCAUGACUGGAAACCUUGGGAGCACAUCUACUCGCUAUGCAAGACGGGGAAAGGCCACGUGCCGCUCUUCAACUGCUACGGGAAAUACCUGGUUCGACUCUUCUGGAUGGGUUGCUGGCGGAAGAUAACUGUGGAUGAUUUCAUGCCCUUCGACAAAGACCACAAUCUGCUUCUGCCAGCGUCCGGCUGUCGGGCGGAGCUGUGGCCCAUGCUGCUGGCCAAGGCGCUCGUCAAAGUUAAUAACACAAGGCCGCUCAGUCGAGAUGUCAACAGAAAUAAAAUGUCACAGCUCUCCGAUGAGAUAGGCGAGUUCAACUUCAUCCACCACCUUACCGGCUGGAUCCCGGAAAUCAGUCCAAUAAACUAUGUGUGCCGAAGAAAAACGUGGGAUUUCUUGCAAGGCAACAUCCCGGCAUUUGUGCACAAAUGCUUGAAAGCACAUCAGAAGAAGCACCAGAGGAGGAGCUCUGAACACAGGAGCCAUCACGACGUGGACAAUGACCAGCCGAAAUCGGUGGUGUGCGCCAGCUUCUAUCCUAAUCAGCUACACGAUGAUCCCUUUGUGUACACAAAAAUGGCCGAUUCCUCGGAGGCUCUCCGUCGCUACAACCUGUGCUUGCGCCACAGCCACUUGGUCCUGUUGACCCAAACUCGAACAUGCCCGUUGGACUUACCGCACCAGCCUCCACCUGAGCCGCGGUGGAAACUGGUCCGCAAGAAACCCGAGAAGCCCGUUAUCACAGAUGAGCCGAAAAUCAUUCCUUUGUCCAAACCUGAAGAGUUCAUCGGCAUCGCCAGCCCCUUCAUUGAGCAGCGUGUCAAGAGCCCGCCGAGCCCCUCCGCUGAAUGGGCCAACAAAUGGAGCGUCCUAAAGAAGGAGCCCUACACGCCCCCUCUGGAGUCCAUCCCCGAGGGAGCAGAGAAUGAAGGCCGUGAGCCCGUCAACCACGACGAGCCCGAAAACGAGGUUAACAGUGAAAUCCUCGUCGAGGAGGUGGAGGUUCCCGCCGAGGACAAGAAGAAGGACGACGAUGCCGUGUCCAUUGUCGGCCGAGACGCUUACAAGAAGACGGCGCCUUUAGACAGCCGGGCAGUUUUUCCCUCUGCCCUCGUUCAGUUGCUUAGUAACACCUGA
This is a messenger RNA of Syngnathus typhle (broad-nosed pipefish), 1954 nucleotides long. RefSeq names its product androglobin-like. Lineage: Eukaryota; Metazoa; Chordata; Actinopteri; Syngnathiformes; Syngnathidae. The transcript has 14 exons. Bases 377 to 1954 code for a protein of 525 amino acids. Gene Ontology annotation, biological process: proteolysis. Gene Ontology annotation, molecular function: calcium-dependent cysteine-type endopeptidase activity. The record is from RefSeq and is a predicted model, not a curated record.